AUAAACUUAAACUUUUAGUAAUUGGUAAGGCAAAAAAUCCACGCAACUUUAAACACUUUAGUUGCCCUACGGAUUAUAAGAACUCGAAAUCAGCCUGGAUGACGUCUGCUAUUUUUAAACAUUGGUUCCAUCAAUCUUUUGUGCCACAGGUAAGAUUGUUUCUAAAGCGGAAGAACUUAGCAAUAAAGGCAUUAUUACUUAUUGCCAACGCUCCCUCUCAUCCAAGUGAAGCAAAAUUAAAAACUGAAGAUGGAAAUAUAAUUGCCAUGUUUAUGCCGCCAAAUGUCACCCCUCUUAUCCAACCUAUGGAUCAAAAUGCGAUUAAAAUAACGAAGUUAUAUUACAGAAACAGUUUGUUGGCUUCAAUAGCAGCAAAAAACUUAGAUUUGCUUGAAUCAAUGAAAAAUGUAACGUUGAAAGAUGCUGUUACCCUUUUAUCUGUCGCGUGGGAUCGGGUCAGCACAGAAACUCUUGCCAAUUGUUGGAAAGACAUUUUAAGUUUAAUGGGAAACGAGGAGGACCCUGAAUAUAACAUUCCAUUAACAAAUGGAGUGCAGAAAUAAACUCUUUAAUGCGAAUGUCAGUUGAUCUCCUUCAGGACUUAAGUCCUCAGGAAGAAGUUUUACGACACACUUUGA
Messenger RNA from Bactrocera tryoni, 638 nucleotides. Its product is annotated as jerky protein homolog-like. The transcript has 2 exons. The record is from RefSeq and is a predicted model, not a curated record. Gene Ontology annotation, cellular component: nucleus. Bases 99 to 563 code for a protein of 154 amino acids. Gene Ontology annotation, molecular function: DNA binding. NCBI's taxonomy places the organism in Eukaryota, Metazoa, Arthropoda, Insecta, Diptera, Tephritidae.